UGCGAAGUGUGCUCCGAGUGUCGGUCUCUCCGCGCUCCACACGCCUCGCGUUUGUGCCGCAGACUUGAGCUUUAACUUCACCGUCAUGGUCGAGCAGUUUGUUGGAACCUGGACUCUGUCUGCCAGCGAGAACUUCGAUGACUACAUGAAGGCGAUUGGUGUGGGCUUCGCCACCCGGCAAAUGGGCAACGUGGUGAAGCCCAACCUGGUGAUCAGCCUGGAUGACGCUGGGGUUAUUUCGAUGAAGUCCGAGAGCACGUUCAAGAACACCGAGAUCAAGUUCAAGAUCAACGAAGAGUUCGACGAGAACACCGCGGACGGACGACAGACCAAGACCACCAUCACUUUUGAGAAUGGCAAACUUGUGCAGAAACAGACGUGGGAUGGAAAGGCCACAACACUGGAACGAGAGAUCCAAGAUGGCAAACUGACCGCUAAAUGUAUCAUGGAUGAUGUUGUUGCAGUAAGGACCUAUGAGAAGGCUUAAUUAGCUGCUCCUGGACCCCUGUUCCACGAACAAAUGCACUGGGAUGACAAACAUGAUGCCAAUAAAGUCUGAACUGUAGUUCUUCAGUCUGAAA
Molecule: messenger RNA, 581 nt
Organism: Scophthalmus maximus (turbot)
Lineage: Eukaryota; Metazoa; Chordata; Actinopteri; Pleuronectiformes; Scophthalmidae
Gene: fabp4b
Product: fatty acid binding protein 4b
Exons: 4
Coding region: 86-487 (133 amino acids)
Biological process (GO): fatty acid transport
Cellular component (GO): nucleus; cytosol
Molecular function (GO): fatty acid binding
Source: RefSeq, a predicted model, not a curated record